Molecule: messenger RNA, 9896 nt
Organism: Gadus chalcogrammus (walleye pollock)
Lineage: Eukaryota; Metazoa; Chordata; Actinopteri; Gadiformes; Gadidae
Product: NACHT, LRR and PYD domains-containing protein 12-like
Exons: 17
Coding region: 95-4519 (1474 amino acids)
Molecular function (GO): protein binding
Source: RefSeq, a predicted model, not a curated record
CACAACAUCAUUUCCUUUUCACUGAGUCGAGUGUUUGGUGUGGUCGCGGCGCACUUUAUCACAGCAGUAAGAACACUAAGGUCUCCAGUCUGCUAUGGAUGAGGAGAGAGAGGAGGGGGGUCCUACCUCUAAAACCACUCUGUCUGGGGAACAUGGCCGCCAGAGCAAAGCUAAGAGCUCAGAGCAGCAGGAGAGAGCAGACUCCCCUGGACCCAGCUGUGUCUCCAUGAAGAGUGACCACUCUAUGGAUCCACCUGCUAAUUUCAAAGAUGGAAAUCAGUCUAUUGAGAAGAAAAUAGUCCAGCAGAAUAGAGCAGACUCCCCGGGACCCAGCUGUGUCUCCAUGAAGAGUGACCAGUCUAUGGAUCCACCUGCUAAAUUCAAAGAUGAAAAUCGGUCUAUUGAGAAGAGACAAGUCCAGCAGGAGAGAGCAGACUCCCCUGGACCCAGCUGUGUCUCCAUGAAGAGUGACCACUCUAUGGAUCCACCUGCUAAGUUCAAAGAUGGAAAUCGGUCUUUUGGGAAAAGAAAACACCAGGAGAGAUCAAAGGUUACCAGUGCUCAGUCUGUACAGCAGCAUCAAACAGAGCUGAUCAAGUCUGCUAUGGAUGAGGAGGGAGAGGAGGGGGGUCCAGCCUCUAAAACCACUCUGUCUGGGGAACAUGGCCGCCAGAGCAAAGCUAAGAGCCCAGAGCAGCAGGGGAGACCAGAGUCCCCUGGACCCAGCUGUGUCUCCCUGAAGAGUGACCACUCUAUGGAACAACCUGUUAACUUUAAAGAUGGAAAUCAGUCUAUUGAGAAGAGCCCAGAGCGGCAGGAGAGAGCGGUGUCUCCUGGACCCAGCUUUGUCUCCCUGAAGAGUGACCACUCUAUGGAUCCACCUGUCACAUUUAAAGAUGGAAAUCAAUCUAUUGAGAAGAGGAGACUCCAGCAGGAGAGAGCAGAGUCCCCUGGACCCAGCUGCGUCUCUAUGAAGAGUGACCACUCUGUGGAUAGACCUCCUGAAUUUAAAGAUGGACGCCCCUCCAGAAAGAAGAGAAAACACCAGGAGAAGUCGAAGGUUACCAGUGCUCAAUCUGUACAGCAGCAUCAAACAGAGCUGAUCAAGAGGGCUGAGGAGAAUGCACACGCUUUUCUAGAGAAAGAGCUGAAGAAGCUCUGGAGGGUUCUCUACCCAGAUUACCCACAAUGCUCAGAGAGUCAGAGGGAGGAGGAGGAGGAGGUGGAUGGUAAGAAAGAGGAGCAGAGGAGGCGGGCCAUAGAGGGAGUGGUAGACAUCACAACGCUCUGCCUGAUGGAGAUGAACCAGGAGGAACUGGCCGACACACUGUGGGAUGGAGCUGUUGCUGUUGGGUGCCAACAUAAAAUCAAGUCUCAUCUGAGGGAGAAGUUCAGGAAUGAGUUUGAGGGAAUCGCUAAAGCAGGACAGCCAACAGGUCUGAAUGACUUCUACACAGAUCUCCUCAUCACAGCGAGAGGCAGUGGAGAGGUCAACCAGGAACAUGAGGUCAGACAGAUUGAAACAGCUUCCAGGAAACCAGCCAAGGUGGAAACACCGAUCAAAUGUGAAGACAUCUUUAAACCCUUACCUGUACAAGAUCGACCGAUCAGAACAAUAAUGACAACGGGAGUGGCCGGCAUUGGAAAAACUGUCUUAACACACAAGUUCACUCUGGACUGGGCGGAAGGCAAAGCCAACCACGACAUACACUUCACAUUUCUCUUGACUUUCAGAGAGCUGAAUUUACUGAAAGGGAAAGAGUUUAGCUUGGUGGAACUUCUUCAUCACUUCUUUAUUGAAACCAGAGAAGCAGCUUUCUGCAGAUACGACCGGUUCCAAGUUGUCUUCAUCUUGGAUGGUCUGGACGAGUGCCGACUGCCUCUGGACUUCAAGAACAACCAGACCUUGACUGAUGUCACCGAGUCCACCUCGGUGGACGUGCUUCUGACAAACCUCAUCAGGGGCAACCUGCUUCCCUCCGCUCGCAUCUGGAUAACCACACGCCCUGUGGCAGCCCAUCAGAUCCCUGCUGAGUGUGUUGACAUGGUGACAGAGGUGAGAGGCUUCAAUGACUCACAGAAGGAGGAGUACUUUCGGAGGAAAUUCACAGAUGAGAAACUGGCCAGCACAAUCAUCACCCACGUCAAGAAAUCACGAAGCCUCCACAUCAUGUGUCACAUCCCAGUCUUCUGUUGGAUCACUACAACAGUUCUUGAAGACCUCUUCCAACCAUUCCAGAGAGGAAAAGAGAUGCCCAAGACCGUGACCCAGAUGUACAUCCACUUCCUGAGGGUUCAGUCCAUACUGGGAGACAUGAAGUACCAUGGGAGAGCUAAAACAGAUCUAGACUGGAGUUCAGAGAGCAGGGAGAUCAUUGUUUCUCUUGGAAAACUGGCUUUUAACCAGCUGGAGAAAGGCAACCUGAUCUUCUACGAGGCAGACCUGGCAGAGUGUGGCAUCGAUAUCAGAGCAGCCUCAGUGUACUCAGGUGUGUUCACCCAGAUCUUUAAAGAGGAGUGUGGGCUGUACCAUGACAAGGUGUUCUGCUUUGUCCAUCUGAGCAUCCAGGAGUUUCUAGCUGCACUUUAUGUCCUUCAGUCCUUCAUCAACACUGGUGUCAAUCUAUUCUCAGAAGUACCAGCUACCUCCGGCAAAGAUGAACUCUUCCUCUACCAGAGUGCUGUAGACAAGGCCUUACAGUGUAAGAACGGACACCUGGACUUGUUCCUCCGCUUCCUCCUGGGCCUCUCUCUGGAGACCAAUCAGAAACUCCUACGAGGUCUGCUGGGAAAGACAGGAAGUAGAUCACUGACAACUCAGUGCAAACAAGGUCUGCUUUGGCUGACAGGAAGAAAGACCAAUCAGAGAACUGUCUGUUACAUCAAGGAGAAAAUAAAUGGAGAUCUCCCUCCAGGGAGAAGCAUCAAUCUGCUCCACUGUCUGAAUGAGAUGAACGAUUGUUCUCUAGUGGAGGAGAUCCAACAGUACCUGACAUCAGGAAGCAUCUCAACAGAAUCUCUCUCCCCUGGUCAGUGGUCUGCUCUGGUCUUCAUCUUACUGUCAUCAGAAGAGGAGCUGGAUGUGUUUGACCUGAAGAAAUACUCUGCUUCAGAGGAAGGUCUUCUGAGGCUGGUGCCAGUGUUCAAAUCCUCCAAAACAUCUAUGCUGAAUGGCUGUCAUCUGUCGGAGAGAUGCUGUGAGGUUAUUUCCUCAGUUCUCAGCUCCAACUCCUCUAGUCUGAGAGAGCUGGACCUGAGCUUCAAUGAUCUGCAGGAUUCAGGAGUGAAGCUGCUUUCUGCUGGACUGGGGAGUCCACACUGUACACUGGAAACUCUCAGGCUGAAUGGCUGUCAUCUGUCAGAGAGAUGCUGUGAAGCUCUGGCCUCAGUUCUCAGCUCCAACUCCUCUAGUCUGAAAGAACUGGAACUGAGUACCAAUGAUCUGCAGGAUUCAGGAGUGAAGCUGCUCUCUGCUGGACUGGGGAGUCCACACUGUACACUUGAAACUCUCAGGUCAGUUUUACUCAGUUACACAGUUACACCACAAGCUCAACAUCAGAGGACAUUGAACAGAUUUAACUCCAGAAAAGUAAUUGUGUGUGUGUGUGUGCGUGUGCGUGUGCGUGUGUGUGUGUGUGUGUGUGUGUGUGUGUGUGUGUGUGUGUGUAGCUUGUCUGGCUGCCUGGUCACACAGGAAGGCUGUGCUUCUCUGGCCUCAGCUCUGAGCUCCAACCCUUCCCAUCUGAGAGAGCUGGACCUAAGCUACAAUCACCCAGGAGACUCAGGAGCUGCGCUGCUCUCUGCUGGAGUGGAGGAUCCACUCUGGAGACUGGACACUCUCAGUGUGGAGCACGGUGGAGUGUGUAGGCUGCAACCAGCUCUAAAGAAGUAUGCCUGUGAACUCACACUGGACCCAAACACAGCCCACAGACAACUCUCUCUGUCUGAGGACAACAGAAAGGUGACAGCGGUUGGACGUCCAGAUCGCCCAGAGGGAUCUCACUCCCGUCCCCAGGUGUUGUGUAGAGAGUUUCUGACCGGCCGAUGUUACUGGGAGGUUGAGUGGGAAGGACGUGUUGCUAUAGGAGUGGCACGCAGAGGAAUCACAUCGAGAGGAGGGGCUGACAGCCGCCUUGGAAGGAACAACAGGUCCUGGAGUCUUCAUUGUAAUGAUGGUCUUUGUUACACUGCCUGGUACAACGGUAGUAGAACAGUCAUACGUCUCCUCUCGGUUGGCUCUAACAGAGUAGGAGUGUAUCUGGACCGGCCUGCUGGCACUCUGACAUUCUACAGAGUGUCCCCAGGUGGAGGAGGGUCCUCAGACACACUGACACACAUCCACACCUUCCAGUCCACCUUCACCCAGGAGGACCUCCUCCCUGGGUUUGAGUUCCCUUCGUUCUCUCGAUCGUUUGGUCAGUCAGUGUCUCUGUGUAACUUAAAGUCUCUCUCUCUAUCAUCUCCCGGUCUGAGGACACAUAGGAAUAUCGAAUACACACAGUACCACAUGUAUAUAUGAAUACAAACGCACGCGCACACACAUAUUAACACAUUCGGUGCACACACAUACACACACACACACACACACAUGCAUAUAUAAACAUUCAAAUAUGCACACACAAACACAUGCAAACGCGUGCACACAUGAAUGCCUACAUAAACACACGGGCGCGCACACAUGUAUGCAUGCAUAAACGCAUGCGCGCACGCACACAUACUGCAAGCAUACUGCACACAUGCAUAAACACACAAAUACACGCACGCACACACACACACACACACACAGAUAUUGACACACACAUGCAUAUACAAACUCAACUGUAAUCCAGUUGAGUACAUUUUCUACAUUUUCUUGGGCUUCUGAAAAAUACUUUUAAGAUCCUCCAUAAGGUUAACGAAGCAGGUUUUACAGACACUAUAUUUCUAAUGUCAAAUGUAUUUUAAUUAUUGAUUGAUGAUAAAUCUAAACAUGUUUAUACUGUCGUGGAUUAAUCGAGAUUUAAAACACUUAGGCUAAUUCAAGAGAGAGAGAGUAAAAUAAAACGAGGGGUCCGGAGCAAGAAUUGACAAAAGACUUUAUCGUGCAGAAAAACAACAACGAUAACAGCCGAGUAGGGUCUUAAGAGUCACUCUCGUUCACAAACUGUGGCGUCUUUUUAUACACACAAACAGAGCAGCUUCUCCUUGAGGUGUCUGCCUCCAGUCAGUCAUAAAUCCACUUUAACCUGAAUGGUCAGAAAAUAGACAACAAAUGGUCUGCAAAGAUAGCCCUGCUCCUUUUAGGGGGGGCUCCAUCUGUUCUAAACCCAGACACCUAGGCACCGUGUGUUUUCCACUAUUAGGUAUAAAAUACCUCAUAAUAAUCAGUUUACCAUAGAAUAUAAUCAUUAAUUUCUACCACACAUCCCCCCUUGUUGGGGCCAAUAAGGUUCCAACAAAUUACUUGAAUUAUUGCUAAGCCUAUAUGCUACUAAGCCCUUGCCAAAUUGACACCACAUCUGGUCAUCGGUAAAAACCUCAGAGCUUUGACAGGGAUUUCAACCUGUUUUUAGGCCAAAAAGAUUUACCAAAUGCAGUGUAUUAUUAACACUCUAAUCCCUACAAGUUGUUUCAUAUGUAAUCAUAAAACCUUUCUAAUCAUAAUAACACAAUAUUCUAUAUUCAUCAUGCAACUAUAUCAAAUGUGUAUCUAGAAUACCUACAUAAUAAUCAUAAACAGCAUAAUAAUCAAUAAUCAUUCAGCAUGCAUUGAAAAUUGGCAUUUCAAAAAUAUGUGACACCAUAUUAUACAUUAAAAAUUGACAUAACAUACAUUCAAUAAUGUGAAACAUAAUACAAAUUAAAAACUAAGAUUGUCAACAAGCUUGCAUGGAUUUGAAUAGCUCUGAUUAUCGUCAUAUACCGGUAUACUAUAUAACGUGGGGGGUUUGGGCAUCGUGGUUGUUGCUUCUGUUUGCAGCCACCAGCCCUGAAACCCAUUAGUCCAAUGUCCAUUUGUUCACACUGUCUGAAAUGGUUGUGGUUCACAUGAGGGGUCUGAUUCUCACAUUCCGGUCUCCUCUCUAGUUUCACUCCAAUCUAUCUCCCCAUAGAGCAUCCUCUCCCAGUCACCCGACUCCUCUAUGCCAGACACCAUUUCAUUGAAUUAAAUUGGAUAUGUAAUUCACACUGAUCUUUCCUAUGCACAUGUUCAUGAUUCUGGCGGAAGGUUAAUGCACAUAACGGUUGGUUAUCCGACAUAACAGUAAACACAAAUUCACUAACUUGGUCUCGCGGUGGUAUCUGAGCAUAUAAGACUAUUUUCCCUUUCUUGUUGACUAUUCCUGAAUGAUUUUGGGCCGGAUUAUCCUGUGUUCCUCUCUGGCUUUCUUCAGUAGGCCUACCACCCCCUAAUUCCUGGCCCUUCCAGGUUUGUGUUGUCCCCGUGGUUUCAUCCUUCCUCGGGGUCUGUGCUUGUGCCAGCGAAAUCUGGCACAACCCGUAAAGGAUCAGAAACAGGCUCCCCGUUUUCAGCAUCAUCAUGCUGCUGUAUCUCUUGGCUCGACUGGAUCUGGUCCUGGGGCAGCUAGUCAGCCCCACGUGUGUCUGCGUCUGGCUCCUCCUUCUCACGGUCGUCUCUGGCUUUGGGUUGAGCAGCUUUUGUGCAGUGGUUGAGAUGAUACCACGUGGCACUUCCUUCCACUUGGAUGGCUGUUGGUGUUGCGCUGGUGACUUUGUAUGGUCCUUCUCUCCUGGGCUAGUUCCACUUUCUCCUGAACAUCCUGAGAUACACUUGGUCACCUGGCUCCACCCCCCUUGGUGGCUCCUUCUCCAACUCUGGAACUCUGUCUUUCUCUUGUUGAAAAAUAAGCCUGUGUAUGCCAGUUAGUUGUCCCAAAUAGCGUCUUAAUUCAGUUUCCAAUUGUUCUAAUGGAGGUCCUUUAUGAGGCCCUCGAAUGACAGGUGAAGGCAUGGGUCGACCCGUAAACAUUUCAUGCGGGGUUAGAUGCGUCGUUCUGUUAGUUUUCAUGCGAUAACUCAUUAGUGUCAGUCGUAGUGCAUUAGUCUUUUAAUUUAGUACUCUAAUUUAAUUUUGUUAAUCUUUGUCUUAAGCGUCCGAUUCCUCUCUCCACCAUACCUUGUGGUUUGAGGAAUGUAGACACAGCCUAAUCUUUGUUUGACAUGCAGAUGUUAAAUCACUUGUUUGAGUGUUUUCUGAAUAAACGCAGCUCUAUUGCCUGAGCUAAUUUGUGACGGAAUUCCAAACCUUGGCAUGACUUCUCUAGUCAGAACCUUGAUUACCGUAGCCGCACUUUGGUCUUCUGAUGGGACUGCUUCUACCCAUCUGUUGAACACUGUUUUUUCAAAUAUUUCACACUUAUUUAGCUGGAUGUUAAUCAUUAUUUGCAAGUAUGGUGAAGAAAAACCUUGUUUUCAAAUUUUUUAAUUCUCCUCAAUACCUCCCCCCUUGCGCAAUGGUCAAAACCAUACGCAUUAAAUGAUAAACAAAUCUAAUAACGCCGUUGGUGCACCCAACGUCGAAAGUCUAACCUUAAGCAUCAGUAAACUGAAACCAAUCUUUUGGGAAGGGAAAUCAAAACCAGUAUGUCCAAAUCCUAAACCCAAUAUGGGUGGGUUUACCAUCAGCCACCCGAAACCACGCUGUUCCGAAGUCAUGCACUAAACCGAAAAAACAUACAUGCAUUAGUGGCCUUCUAUGCCACAAAGGUAAAAUAAAAUGAAAUAAAACGCGACAUGCCCCGUUUCAAGACGACCUCUGCUGCCAGAGCUGACAUAUCUGACUCCUGUUCCCCCUCCACCUUUCAUCAGCCGGCUUUUCCUAUGAUGGUUGCAGUCCGUCACUCCAUGAUCAGGUGAGCCAGUGCUCACAGUGACUCUGCCAAGUAAUCGUGACUGUGCCUGAAUUAGGUUGUCCCGGGCUUCAAGGUGGGAUCUUACCCGUCGUUGGCUAACCAGCCUUCCAUACUGGCUUAUUGCAGGAUGCCGUACCUGGGAUACGAUCAAUCCCCACCUAUAUGGUGGUAUAGAUCGCAAAGUGGAGGGAUGGAGACAGAGUCUUCAGCCGCAUCUGCCUUAUGCAGCCAUAUGUGUGCGUCAUGAAUGCACAUCAGGGCGACUAUAAAACAAAAUAUAAUUUAUCAGUUAAAAUUAUUAAAGUGUUGCAGCAGUAUUAGUGGCAUUUGAAGGUAAACCCACUACUUCCGAAUCCAAUUUGACAACAUAGCAUGUAUGUCUCCUUCCCAGCAGAUGUAGCGUCAAUCCACCUAUUGUCCUUAACUAGGGAGAUGUGAAAGAAAACAAAAAUCACAAUAUUAAAACUUGCAUCUUCAAUAUUGGGCGACUCACUUUUGUUUUAACCGUUACUCAAAAUCACAAUUCUCUUCAUAAUCCUACCCGAUUGCCCUUCACUAUCUAUUCAAAUUGGACGACCUAAUUAAACCUUUUAUUCUACCUAUUGCUUGCAUUUAGUGUUUUCCAUAUUUUGAUUCACUACUAUACCAAACCCAAAUCCUCUAUGUUGAUCUUAACUAGUUUAUUCAACACUGAAUUGAUACAUUGUUUCUAUUUAGUAAUUAACCAUAUUGUUUUAUCUGAAGUAUGCUUGUGUAUCCCCUUGUGUACUCCAUCACUCGGAGUAGGAGAGGAUUCUCCCCUACCUCGGCAGCCCUGACACACACAUGAGAACAGGCUCACACACACCCUUUGUUAUUUUAUUUUACUUAUUUAUUUUAAAUUACAUUUUUCAUUGUGGAUAACCUAAAUUUAGAAAUUUGGAUAACGUUUUAUCGUACUUAUUUGAUCUAAUUUUUAAGUAUUGCCGAUUGUUUUUUCUAAAUUAUAAGAUCACUUUUAAUAAAUUGUCUAUUACUUAUCAUAAUCUCGAAGGACAUAUUUUAUUUGUGUUGUUAUCUUGGCACCUAGACCUCGUCAGGUCCAAGCACCAAAAUAACAUCCACCUAUCCACGCAGAGUCCAUGGGUUGGGUCCGCUCCUCGUUUGAUGAGUCACUUUACCCUGGCGCCAUUGAACCCAUUGACUCCUGUGGAGUGUGGUGUGCAGACAAUUUUUAACGCUAAUUGCUCAUGUUUGAGUCUAAAUAAUUAUUCCUAAUGUAACUUACUCAGGGACACAUCAACACUCAGCUAGGAGGAGAUGGGGAUCGAACUAGCAACCAUUCGGUUACAAGACACCCUCUACUUCCUGAGCUAAACCGACCCCCAGCCUCCUCUCCGCUGAUUUAUUACCUCUGCGUCGGUCCGCAUCCGCCCUUUUUGCUGUCAAUAUAUUCCUCUCCCUUCUCCAAACACCUUCUCCCUCUGAUCCAACCUGUUGUCUCACCAGUGCUCUGUGUACCAAGAUGUAAUGAUCUAUACCACAUGGUGUUCCGACGUGAUGCAAAGUCUCCAAGAGCCACAGAAUCACCAAUCCCAGUGGUGGUUCUAUGUUUUCUCUACAACAGUGGACAAGGGUUACAUUCAGGAACCAAUUACAGAGUACAUCCAAACGCACAAAUAAUCUAUUAAACACAAUGCAAAUUCAGUCUCUUUCUCUCUGUUGUCUCUCUGUCCAGCCACCACCGGCGGGUUUUCCUUUCUUACGUUCCUUCUCUCUAACUUUCUUCACCUCUCUUUACCCACUUCCUUUGCUUUCACAAAUCUCCAUAACCAUUUUCACUUUCAGUAAUCCUUUCCUUUCCGGUUUGUUCGUUUUUGGACACACUCCAAAACUAGAUUAUUAAUCUUAAAAGGCCAUCAAAAGAUAUCAUUCUCCCCAAAGAAAAUUCUAACCGGAAAGCCUUCUCCAAUCUCAUCGCCACUUCUCGUUGCCAAUCCACACACUCUUCCUCUUCUCUGUCUCACUCUUCACAAAUCACUUCUUCUGACCCCUCUAACUCAA